Molecule: messenger RNA, 1618 nt
Organism: Dinoponera quadriceps
Lineage: Eukaryota; Metazoa; Arthropoda; Insecta; Hymenoptera; Formicidae
Exons: 2
Coding region: 847-1494 (215 amino acids)
Source: RefSeq, a predicted model, not a curated record
UACGUCGCAUGAAUGGAUAGAUGGAAGAACGAGUGACUAACUGUUUCCCCCCGGGGGCAUUAAUGAUGACACGUUUACUACGGUCUACUGUAAUUUUUGCCGUCGCGUUCCCGGUGAAAAGCGGAUUUCCCGAUAUGAUAUAAUCGACGGAAGAACAAACGUACCGGCGAAUCAUGUUCCAUCGCGAUGGUGAAACUGCGACGUUCCUCUCGCUGCCCCGACGGCCGGACUGUCUCGUCGCGAUGAUGAUUUCCCAGCUCUGUCAAGGUAUAACGGGCGGUACCGGCUUUAUACGAGGUGCUGACAAAAUUAUCGCCAGCCCGCUAAUACGCGUGAGUAUGAAGUUCGUGGUAAACGGAUGUCUAUGUCGGAUGCUGCGACGCGAAGAAGAUUCUUUCGAUCGUCGAUCGUGCGGCGAAUCGAUCCUCGCGAAGAAUCUCGUAAUUUCGUGUCUUCUCCCGCAAAAAGGAAACAUCGAACUAUGAUCGUAGUCUUAUACAAAAAGCCUGACCAUUUCGACGUCUGACGAGACGUCCUUUCACGCACCCAUCCAUAUCAGUUUUUUCUUUAAUCAUCGUGAUUUCAUCAGCGCGAGGCGAUGUGGAAAGGACGUCAGUCCACUUCGUCAGGUACCUCGUCAGGUACCGUUCGACCAGCCAGGAGAAAUAUUUUACUUAUCGUUAGCGCGUUUCUAACAAUAUUACCGGUGAUGUUUAGCGAGCGGCUUAGCAACGAGUCCUGAACAACAAGCUAUAAAAGCGCUGCCCCGACUUCCCGAGUAGCUAGUCGGCGACGGAAAAUUAGAUUCCCUGCGCCGUCUGGAAAAUCCGUGGUCCGCUUCCAGAAAUGGCGCGUCUCAGCGUCCUCUUCAGCGUUCUCUGCUCCUUCGCAAUCUUGGCGGCAUUCCCGGCUUCAUUAGCGUCGACGACCGAAAAUCCGAGAGGCAACGCGGUGCAUCGUACCGGCCCGUCGAAGAACACGGAAGACGAAUCAGACUGUCCUUGGAGCCACGUCGGCCACGUGGAAAAAGCAUAUCAAGCCGGGGAGGAGUUCACGAAAGAUUCAUCGCGUUUUAACGAGGGUCCGAGUGAAAAAGUGCGACGCUCGAGGUAUUCCGAGGGUCGCCGAGAAGACGACGUUUCCCGAUCGAGUCAUCAGCGAAGACCGGUCGUAGAUUUAUCGUCGCACGAUAUCUUACCGAAUCCCGAUCUGAUAUCGGCCAGCCAAGCCGGAAAGAGCACUGGGGAUCACGGAAAUCCCGCGUCGCCGGUCAAAAGCACCUUCGGCGAUGAUGUCGAGCGUAGAAGCAUCGAUUCGCUACGGCGGCGGGGUCCAGAUCUCCAGGACGAUAUCGCGGUAGCCGAAGAUAGAUAUCGACCUCAAUAUCCUUACCGGUAUCAACAGCAAUACCCCAAUCAAAGGUAUCGGGCGAACGACAGGAGGGAUCCUUAUCGGAACAACUAUUUGAGAUAUCCCGUAUUUCCGGGGAGAUAAAUUUCCCGGGGAGGCUCUCCUCUGCUUCGAAUAAAAUGUAGAUUUGCACAACCAAGGUCGAAAAGUAGAAAUUGAUAGAGUGAUAAGUAGAACAAACGAUAAAUAAAAUAGAACAUGUUCUCGG